This is a messenger RNA of Anguilla rostrata (American eel), 12054 nucleotides long. It is a transcript of the gene fryl, whose product is annotated as furry homolog, like. The record is from RefSeq and is a predicted model, not a curated record. Gene Ontology annotation, biological process: neuron projection development; cell morphogenesis. Gene Ontology annotation, cellular component: site of polarized growth; cell cortex. NCBI's taxonomy places the organism in Eukaryota, Metazoa, Chordata, Actinopteri, Anguilliformes, Anguillidae. The coding region runs from base 237 to 10280 and encodes 3347 amino acids. The transcript is spliced from 63 exons.
CAAACUUCACUCGUUCCCCAGCGGUUCAGAUGCCUUUCCACGGUCACUCUGUCGUUCCUUCCCUCCGUUGUGUGGUCCUUCUGUUUGGCAGGCGGAGUGCACUGGGCGUUAGGGUUAGGGUUGGGAGCCCAGGUGUGGCCUGAGGUGCACUUGUGUGGAGCGCUUGUGAGCGUGUGCAGACGGACUCAUCUUCAGGAGCGUGUGUGGAGCGCUUGUGAGCGUGUGCAGACGGACUCAUGGACUUCCUGAAGAGCCUGUUGCCUGUGGCUGUGUUGGGGGAGGAGGUUUUGGAGACGGGCGAGGCUUUGCGCGAUGUGGCCCCUCGGCGGCUGCGGGUCAGGCGUCUCGCUCGGCUGUCCAGGGGACUAGCAAUCGACGAGGGUCCCCAGGGGCCCGCCACAGCCCCGACCCUGCCCCCCUGCAAACAGACCCACCUCAAAGCCCCGGCUCCGGGCAGCACUGUGAGUAGACGGCGUGUUACGGCAGGACACACCCCUGGCAGGGAGAAACGCAGCGCCAGCAUGUCUAACAUCACCAUCGACCCCGAGCUCAAACCGGGCGAGUACGUCAUCAAAAGCCUCUUCACCGAGUUUGCCGUGCUCGCCGAGAAAAAGAUCGAGGUGGUGAUGGCCGAGCCCCUGGAGAAGCCCCUCUCCCGGUCUCUCCAAAGGGGGGAGGAUGCACAAUUUGAUCAGUUAAUAAGCUCUAUGAGCUCGAUAGCGGAACACUGUUUGCCCUCGCUGCUGCGCACGCUGUUUGAUUGGUACCGGCGCCAAAGCGGCACAGAGGACGAGUCCUAUGAGUACCGACCCCGCGCCAGCACCAAGUCCAAAGGAGACGAGCAGCAUCGGGACAAAGACUACCUACUGGAACGGCGAGAUUUAGCCAUAGAUUUUAUUUUUUGUUUAGUUUCAGUGGAGGUUUUAAAACAGAUUCCUCUGCAUCCUGUGCCAGAUGCUUUAGUUCAUGAAGUUCUCAACCUGGCAUUCAAGCACUUUAAACACAAGGAGGGGUAUUCGGGGCCCAACACUGGCAACGUGCACAUCAUCGCCGACCUGUAUGCAGAAGUCAUCGGCGUCCUCACACAGUCAAAGUUCCAGGCGGUGCGUAAGAAGUUCAUGACGGAGCUGAAGGAGCUGCGUCAGAAGGAGCAGAGCCCCCACGUGGUGCAGAGUGUCAUCAGCCUCAUCAUGGGCAUGAAGUUCUUCCGCGUCAAGAUGUACCCUGUGGAGGACUUUGAGGCGUCCUUCCAGUUCAUGCAGGAGUGCGCGCAGUAUUUCCUGGAGGUGAAGGAUAAGGACAUUAAGCACGCUCUGGCUGGCCUCUUUGUGGAGAUUCUCAUCCCUGUUGCUGCUGCAGUUAAAAAUGAAGUCAACGUGCCGUGUUUGAAAAACUUUGUAGAAAUGCUCUACCAGACGACCUUUGACCUCAGCUCCAGGAAGAAGCACUCUCUGGCGCUGUAUCCCUUGGUGACCUGCUUGCUUUGUGUCAGUCAGAAGCAGUUCUUCCUCAACAACUGGCACAUAUUCCUGCAGAACUGCCUGUCUCACCUGAAGAACAAGGACCCCAAAAUGUCCCGCGUGGCUCUGGAGUCCCUGUACCGGCUGCUCUGGGUUUACAUCAUCCGCAUAAAGUGUGAGAGCAACACUGUCACUCAGAGUCGUUUGCUCAGUAUAGUCUCAGCACUUUUCCCCAAGGGGUCCCGCAGUGUGGUCCCUCGAGACAGUCCCCUCUCAUUUCUGCCUGUCGGUUCUUCUCCUCCCCAGGAAAGGCUGGAUUUUGCCAUGAAAGAGAUCAUUUAUGACCUUCUCUGUGUGGGGAAGUCGCACAAGACCUUCACCAUAAAUCCAGAGAGGAUGAACGUUGGGCUCCGGGCCUUCCUGGUCAUCGCUGACAGCCUGCAGCAGAAGGAGGGCGAGCCGCCCAUGCCCACCACCGGGGUCACUCUGCCGUCCGGCAACACCCUGCGCGUCAAGAAGAUCUUCCUCAACACCACACUCACUGACGAGGAGGCCAAGGUCAUCGGCAUGUCCCUGUACUACCCCCAAGUCCGCAAGGCGCUCGACAGCAUCCUGCGCCACCUGGACAAGGAGGUGGGCCGACCAAUGAGCAUGACCAACGUGCAGAUGUCCAACAAGGAGCCCGAGGACAUGAUCACGGGGGAGAGGAAGCCGAAGAUCGAUCUGUUCCGGACCUGUGUGGCAGCGAUUCCCCGGCUGAUCCCAGACGGCAUGAGCAGACUGGAGCUCAUCGACCUGCUCGCCAAGCUGACCAUCCACAUGGACGAGGAGCUGCGCGGCCUGGCCUUCACCACGCUGCAGGCGCUGAUGGUGGACUUCCCUGAGUGGCGUGAGGACGUGCUGUCGGGCUUCGUCUACUUCAUUGUGCGCGAGGUUACUGACGUCCACCCCACGCUGCUCGACAACGCCGUCAAGAUGCUGGUGCAGCUCAUCAGCCAGUGGAGGCAAGCUGUGCAGUCCAGCAACCGGAGCCAGGGCGGGAGCAGCUGUCCCUCUCUGCCUCUGGAGCGCUCCCCGCUCUCUGGGGUGCUGCAUGUGGUGGAGGGACUGGCGCUGGUGGUGCUGUGCAACUGUCGCCCGGCAACCCGCCGGCUGGCUGUCAAUGUGCUGAAGGAAGUGCGUGCACUCUACACUGCCCUGGGCAUCGCCAAGGGAGAGGAGGAGCUGGCCAUCGAUGUGAUGGACAGGAUGAGCGCUGCAGUGCUGGAGAACUUCAUACACCUGACAGGAGCAGACCAGACGAAUCUGCUGUACUGCCCGAGCAGCAUUGACCUGCAGACGCUGGCCGAGUGGAGCUCCUCCCCCAUCAGCCACCAGUUCGACGUGGUCAGCCCCUCCCUCAUCUGGAUCUUUGCCCAUGUGACCCAGGGCCAGGACCCCUGGGUCAUCAGCCUGUCCAGCUACCUGCGGCAGGACGGCCUGCUCCGUCACUGCCCCACCGCCCUCAGCUACGCCUGGAUGUUCGCAUACACCCGCCUCACUCUGCUGUCCCCUCAGGUGGACAUCAACAGCCCAAUCAAUGCUAAGAAGGUGAACAGCAUGAGCAGCAGCGACUCGUACGUGGGGCUGUGGAGGAACUACCUGAUCCUGUGCUGCAGCGCCGCCUCUUCCUCUUCCUCCUACUCCUCAUCAUCCUCCUCCUCCACCUCCGGCUCUGUGCGCUGCUCUCCACCCGAGGCCCUGGCCUCCACCCCCGACAGCGGAUACAGCUACGACUCCAAGAUCGUUGGUGCCCCGUCCCCGUCCUCCUUGUUCAAGCACAUUGUGCCCAUGAUGCGCUCUGAGAGCAUGGACAUCACAGAGUCCCUGGUGCUGGGGCUCGGACGCACCAACCCUGCGGCCUUCCGGGAGCUCAUAGAGGAGUUGAACCCCAUUAUCAAAGAAGCCCUAGAGAGACGUCCUGAAAACAUGAAGCGGCGGCGGCGGCGGGACGUCCUGCGGGUGCAGCUGGUGCGCAUCUUUGAGCUGCUCGCUGACGCCGGGGUCAUCAGCCAGACGGCCAGUGGAGGGCUGGACGGGGAGACACACUCUCUGAACCCCACCCUGCUGGAGUACGUGGACCUCACCCGCCAGCUGCUGGAGGCCGAGAACGACAAGGACUCCGACACGCUGAAGGACAUCCGCUGCCACUUCAGCGCCCUGGUGGCCAACAUCAUCCAGAACGUUCCAGUUCACCAGCGGAGGGCGAUCUUCCCCCAGCAGUCUCUGAGGCACAGCCUGUUCAUGCUGUUCAGCCACUGGGCGGGGCCUUUCAGCAUCAUGUUCACCCCGCUGGACCGCUACAGUGACCGCAACAUGCAGAUCAACCGCCACCAGUACUGUGCUCUCAAGGCCAUGUCUGCAGUUCUGUGCUGUGGGCCGGUGGCAGAUAACGUGGGACUAUCCUCAGACGGGUACCUGUACAAAUGGCUGGACAACAUACUGGACUCUCAGGACCGUAAGGUGCACCAGCUGGGCUGCGAGGCGGUGAUGCUGCUGCUGGAGCUGAACCCAGAUCAGAGUAACCUGAUGUUCUGGGCUGUGGACCGCUGCUACACGGGCUCCCGCAGAGUGGCGGCCGGCUGCUUCCGCGCCAUCGCCAACGUCUAUCACAGCAGGGAUUACCAGUUUGAUACUGUGGUGCUGCUGAAUCUGAUCAUUUUCAAAGCAGCGGACUCUUCCAGAGAGAUCUAUGAGGCAGCCAUGCAGCUAUUGCAGAUCCUGGAGCCCAAGCUGUUCCGAUACGCCCACAAGCUGGAGAUCCAGCGCAGCGACGGGAUCCUGAGUCCCCCCUCCCUGCUGCCCCACCUCUACUCCGUCUCCUACUACCAGCUGUCUGAGGAGCUGGCCCGCACCUACCCCGAGCUCACCCUGCCCAUCUUCUCAGAGGUGAGCCAGCGCAUUCAGACAGCGCACCCUGCUGGCAGGCAGGUGAUGCUGCACUACCUGCUGCCCUGGAUGAAUAACAUUGAGCUGGUGGACUUCAAGGCGUCGGCGCGGCGCCCGGAGGAGCCCCCGGGCAGUGAGGAGGAGGAGGAGCUGCGGGAUCAGGACAUGAUGAUGCUCAACAGCCGGCGCUGGCUGAGGGGCGAGGGCUGGGGCUCCCCCCACGCCACCACCAUGGUGCUCAACAACCUGAUGUACAUGACCGCCAAGUACGGGGAUGAGUUCGCCUGGUCAGAGAUAGAGAACGUGUGGACCACCCUGGCGGACAGCUGGCCAAAGAACCUCAAAAUCAUUCUGCAUUUCCUCAUCACCAUGUGUGGAGUGAAGAGCGAACCCAGCCUGCUGCCCUAUGUGAAGAAGGUGGUGGUGUACCUGGGCCGGGAUAAGACCAUGCAGCUGUUGGAGGAGCUUGUGUGUGAACUAGAGCUGACUGAUCCUGUGUGUUCUGCUGUCACACACAUGGACAAUCCUCCCUACUAUCGAAUCACCUCCAGCUACAAGAUCCCCUCUGUCGCCUCAGGAACUACUUCCAGUAGUAAUACCAUGGUGCCUGGCCCUGAUGGACACCAUGACAACAAAAUGGACGACACGUACUCCCACCUGGAUAUGUACAGUGGGCUGAACAGUAACCUGAGCCGGCAGCACCAUCGCCUGGAGUCCCGCUACAGCAGCAGCUCUGGGGGAUCCUAUGAGGAGGAGAAGAGUGACUCCAUGCCUGUCUAUGCUAACUGGCGUUUGAAAGUGAUGGAACACAACCGACCGGAGCCCCUCCCUUUCCCCCCGAUGGGUGGGUCGUGGUCCCCGCUGGUUGACUACCUGCCCGAGACCAACACACCUGGAGUUCCUUUACACAGGUGUAAUAUUGCCAUCAUCCUGCUGACUGACCUCAUCGUUGACCAUGGGGUCAAGGUGGAGUGGAGCUCCUACCUGCACCUGCUGCUGCAUGCUAUCUUCAUAGGGUUUGACCACCAGCACCCAGAGGUGUAUGAACACAGCAAGCGCCUGCUACUGCACCUGCUGGUCAUCCAGGGAACCAACAGCAACGUCCAAUCACUGGCCUCCGUCCUGCUGCGCAACCGCGAGUACAACGACCCCAAAGUUCUCACUGUCAAACAACCGCCCCGCGAGUACAACCUCACAGGUGUGUAUGACUUUGUGCCGGAAUACCAGCCGUCGCCCAUGACGGACUCAGGACUCAGCUCGAGCUCCACCUCCUCCAGCAUCAGCCUAGGCUCCACCCUCCCUCACCUGACCCCCACUGGCAGCUCCACCCUCCCUCACCUGACCCCCAUCGGAAGCUCCGCCCUCCCUCACCUAACCCCGACCGGAAGCUCCGCCCUCCCUCACCUAACCCCCAUCGGAAGCUCCGCCCUCCCUCACCUGACCCCGACCGGAAACUCCGCCCUCCCUCACCUAACCCCCAUCGGAAGCUCCGCCCUCCCUCACCUGACCCCCAUCGGAAGCUCCGCCCUCCCUCACCUGACCCCCACGCUGCUUAAUGAGGUGGAUCUCUCCAGUGAGCAGGACGAGAAGAUGAAGUCACUCAUCGAGUUUAUCACGUCCAGGAAGCGGGGACCCUUGUGGAACCACGAGGAUGUCUCCCCUAAAAACCCCAACAUCAAGAGUGCAGAUCAGCUGACCGUGUUCCUCACACAUGUGGUCAAUGUCUUCAAACAAAGCCAGUCAGGGUAUGAGCUGGAGGAGCUGCUCAGUGUGUUGGCUCUGCAGACGGCUCUUCUGCUCCUCCGCCAGUAUGCGGAGCGCUUCCAGAUGUUUUCGCGCCUGAGCAGCCUACCGCCGGCGACGCUCUCCGACGCUGCUCUUUGUUCAGCGUUCUUUACCUGUGGGUUUUCUCAAUUUUUCCAUUAUUUAAUGUAUUCUUUUAGGCCUUCAUGUUCUGAUCCAUCUCACUUCAAUGACUCGUGUGUGUGUGUGUGUGUGUGUGUGUGUGUGUGUGUGCACGCGUGUGUAUAUCUAUGUCUGCAGGGUUUUGUGAUAGAGUUGCUUCUGACACUGGAGUCUGGGAUCGACACGCUUGCGGACUCGAUGAAGAGCUACGACUUGCUGACUGCUCUGUCGCAGGCCUCGAACCCGGAUCCCCCGUACCGACACCCCCUGCUGGGCACCAAGUAUGCAGCCAACCGGAAGAGCACGGGCCAGCUGAACCUGGGAGGUGGGCGGGGCCAGCACGGCCACGCCCUACACGGCCACGCCCUCUACGGCCACGCCCGCAGCAACUCGCUCCGCGCCAGCCUGGUGGGAGAGCACCCGGGCGACCGUCGCCGCAGCAACACCCUGGACAUCGUGGACGGCCGGGCCGGUAACCACGGCAGCCUGGCUCGCACCCGCAGCCUGUCCUCCUUACGGGAGGGCGGGGCUGGCGAGCCUCCGCCCCCCGCGGACCCCUCCAACCUGAUGGCCACCAUCUUCUGGAUCGCGGCGUCGCUGCUGGAGUCGGACUACGAGUUUGAGUUCCUGCUGGCGCUGCGGCUGCUGAACAAGCUGCUGGGCCAGCUGCCGCUGGAGCGGGCGGACAGCCGGCAGCGCAUCGAGGCUGUGCAGGCCCAGCUCAAGUGGCACAGCUUCCCCGGCCUGCAGCAGCUCUUCCUCAAGGGCUUCACCUCGGCCGCCACGCUGGAGCUCACCGUGCAGCUGCUCAGCAAGCUCAUCACCGCGUCCCGCUACGCGCUGGUCGACCCCUCGCAGGGCUCAGGUUUCCCUCUGAAUAUCCUGUGUUUGCUGCCGCACCUGAUUCAGCACUUUGACAACCCCACGCCCUUCUGCAAGGACGCGGCGGACCGUGUGGCGCGCGUGUGCGCUGCCGAGGAGAAGUCCGCCACGCUGUCCAACCUGGCGCACAUGAUGAGCCUGUACAGCACGCACAGCUACUCCCGCGACUGCGCCAGCUGGGUCAACGUGGUGUGCCGGUACCUGCACGACUCCUUCUCCGACAUCACCUUCAGCCUCGUCACCUACCUGGCCGAGCUGCUGGAGAAGGGUCUGGCCAGCAUGCAGCAGUCCCUGCUGCAGAUAAUACACAGCCUGCUGAGUCACAUCGACCUGUCAGCUGCACCUGUCAAACAGUUCAACCUGGACAUCAUGAAGAUCAUAGGGAAGUACGUGCAGAGCCCGUACUGGAAGGAGGCCCAGAACAUUCUGAAGCUGGUGGUGUCUCGGUCAGCCAGCCUGGUGGUGCCAGACGAGGUUCAUCGCUCCUACAGCGCAGAAUCGUCCGGCUCACCCGAGAUCGCCUUCACCAGGAUCUUCAACAGCUGCUCCAAGGAACUGCCCGGAAAAACUCUGGACUUCCACUUCGACAUCUCAGAGACGCCCAUCAUAGGCCAUAAAUACGGGGACCAGCGCACCGCGGCGGGGCGGAACGGGAAGCCGCAGGUCAUCGCCGUGACGAGGAGCACCUCCUCCACCUCCUCAGGGUCCAACUCCAACGGCCUGGUGCCCGUCAGCUGGAAGAGACCCCAGCUCUCUCAGAGAAGAACCAGAGAGAAGCUGAUGAACGUCCUGUCGCUCUGCGGUCCGGAAUCUGGCCUUCCGAAGAACCCCUCUGUGGUGUUCUCCUCCAGUGAGGACCUGGACUCGGGCGAUGCUCAGACCAGCCUGAUCCCCACGGUGGAGGAGGUGGUGCGGGAAGAGGAGGCUGCGGAGGAUGCUGGCAGCGAGCAGCAGUUUGGCGUCUUUAAGGACUUCGACUUCCUGGAUGUGGAGCUGGAGGACGCAGAGGGGGAGAGCAUGGACAACUUUAACUGGGGCGUUCGGAGGCGGUCCCUCGACAGUGUGGACAAGGGGGACACGCCCUCCCUGCAGGAGUGCCAGUUCGCCGGGAGCACGCCCAGCCUCAACCUGACCAAUCAGGAGGAGGACACGGACGAGUCGUCGGAGGAGGAGGUACUGAGCGCUAGCCAGAUUCUGACCCGCUCCAGCCUCUUGAACAGUGACUCGGCGACGGACGAGGCAGCGUCCAAUCACGUGGACUCCCUGCAGCAGUCUCAGGACUCGUCCAGCAGCGCAGUGACUGAGGAGGCCACACCCCUGCCCCGCCCGGACAGCCCUGCCCUGGACCCCACCCCGGACCCCGCCCUGGACAGCCCUGCCCUGGACCCCGCCCCGGACCCCGCCCACUCAGACAGCGCCAGCAGCCAGCCGCCUGAGCUGUCUCACGCUCUCAUGGAUGUUUGGCUCUGGGACUCUAUUGGAAGCCCUCUUUUUCCUCUGCUCCUCUCUGUCUGUCUGUCUCUUCUUGUCUUGAGUGGGCGGAGCUUGCUUGCCUGCUUGUUGUCUGAUUGGGGGAGAGAUUGUCAGGAUAGACACGCACCUCAGGCUGGCUGUGCUUGCGUGUAUUUAAGCAACGAAAUGACAGCCUCUGAUUGGCCUCAGUCCACCACUACCCCUAAACCCUCUCGUCCAGUUAUGGAGCUGAGUGGGCAUGCCCCACCCCCAAAUCAGCUGACCAGUCACCUGUCUGACGUGAGUGUGACAGCGGCGGACGAGCUGAGCAGCAGUGUGAGUGAGGACACAGGCUUCUGCAGCGCCCCCCCCCUGCCCCCGGAGCUGCCGGACCUCCCGGACUCUCAGGACCCCGCCCCCCCACCGCCAUCGCAGAGCCCAGCCGGGUCUGUCUGCGAGGACGAGGCCCCUCCCCCCGCGGCCCCGGACAGCGGCCCUCCCUCCAUCUGUGAAGAUGAUGUCACACUGGCCCUCAAAGAGCUGGACGAGCGCUGCGAGGAGGAGGAGGCGGACUUCUCUGGCCUGUCCAGUCAGGAUGAAGGGGAAGCAGAAGGAUUCUCGGAGCUCCAGGCGUCUCCACCCCCCUCGCCGUUUCUCUCCGCCAUCCUGGCAGCCUUCCAGCCUGUUGCCUACGACGAUGAGGAGGAUGCCUGGCGUUGCCAUGUCAACCAGAUGCUGUCAGACACGGACGGCUCUUCUGCAGUGCACACCUUCCACGUGUUCUCACGUCUCUUCCAGAGUAUCCAGAGGAAGUUUGGCACACUGACACACGCUGCAGUGGGUUUCCUGGGGGAGGGGCUGGGGCGGAUCGGGGGCCAGUUCCGCAGCUCUCUGGAUGUCCUGAUGGCCUGUUCACAGUGUCCCACAGUGCUGCUGGAUGCAGAAACACUGGUGUCCUGUGGGCUGUUGGAGGCUCUGAAGUUCAGUGUUCUGGAGCUGCAGGAGCACCUGGACACCUACAACAGCAAGAGGGAGUCAGCCCAACAGUGGCUUGAUAACUGCGUGAAAACGUUCGGCGAGAAGGACAGCACCUCGCGAGCCAACACCCAGGCCCAGCAAAUGGAAACUCUAGCAGAGUUGGAGCUCUGCCGCAGGCUCUAUAAGCUGCACUUCCAGCUGCUGCUGCUCUUUCAGGCCUACUGCAAACUCAUCAGCCGGGUAGAGAGCAUCACGCAAGAGCCACAGGUCAUUAACAUGACGGAGGAGCUGGCUCUGCUGGAGAGCUGUCUGAAGGAGGCGGAGUCUGAGGCUAACGGCCAGGAAGAAGUGGGCGUGUCCGAGGCGGCGCAGGCCAGUCCUGAGGCAGCGAUCCAGUCGCUCAUUGAGACACUGCACGCCCGUGACUUUGGCUCCGCCCUCACACAGGUCAAGGCCUUCAGGUCUCUGUGGCCGGAGGACAUCUUUGGCGGGGCAGCGGACGACGCGGUGCGCACUCUGCAGCUGCUCUCCUUCCGCCACCUGAGCCUGGGACAGACGGGCAGCGUGGCGCUGCUGGGCCCCUCCCCCGACCUCACCCCCGCCAGCUCCCACCUGAUGCAGCUCAACCUGCAGAUCCGCCACGCGCUGAGGCUAGCGCACACCUGCGCCGUCUGACAGGGGUGGGGGGGGGCCGGGGGGCAGGGGCAGGGCUCCCCCAUCUCUAAGGGCUAAAGGAUGCGUGCGGUUGGCUGACACUUCUGUGACUUUUCCCCUUCUGGCGGAACUCUGCUGCUGUAAGGAGGUGGGGUGGGGGGUGGAGCGGGGGGGGGGGGGAUGCUGGAACUGGAAGCUUUUUGGAGGUGUGACCUUCAGGCUUCACUGGCUGCCUGAUCUCCUUACAGCAGCAUGUGAUCCACAGACAGAACCCGGUGGGUGGGGUGGGGUGGGAUGGGCGUAGCUAUGGGGCAGGGUGGGCGUGGUUAGGGGACCGGGCGGGCUUGUGUGUGUGAUGGGGAGGGCGUGGUUAUGGGACAGUGUGGGCGUGGCUGUGUGAUGGGGAGGGCGUGGCUAUGGGGCAGUGUGGGCGUGGCUGUGUGAUGGGGAGGGCGUUGCUAUGGGGCAGUGUGGGCGUGGCUGUAAAGGGCACAGCACAGGGUAAAUGUGUCGCUUGUGAGCGCAAGGUGUGUGAGUGAUGGGGACUGUCUGAGACAUCUCCAAGGUUUGCAAAAAACUAAAAACUAAAAAAAAAAAAAAAAAAUUUUCUCCUCCAGAAACUCAAUAGAGGAAGAAAAAUACUGCAAGAAUAUUUUUUUGAGAAAUUAAAAUUAUUUUUUAUGAAAGCUAACAUCCUGGUUAGGCUGUAAAUGUUACGAUAUUUAACCUGCCUGGGGUCUGUAUAGAGUCUCAUCCUCUCUCUGGGGCUCAAGUGAUCGCUGAUCAUAGCUAACCAAAAACUAUCUGCCUUUAGAACAUAUAUAUAUAUCUGUGUGUGUGUGUGUGUGUGUGUGUGUGUGUACGUGUGUGUGUGGGGCUGUGUGUAUGUGCGAGCGCGCGUGUGGGUGAGUGAUUAUGUACAUGCAGACACACACACACACACACACAUGCAGACUGGCUACAUUCAUUAUGAAAAAACAUCAAUAACUUAUUUUACUCUGUAUAUAUUUUAGAACUGUAUAGUGUAAAAGCAGUAUUUUUAUUGUACAUUUUGUGCAAUGCACUGUUAAUGCAGGAAAUGUGUAUAAAGCUGAUGAAAAACAGAAGAAACCACGGAAAAUUAACUCCAUUAUAACCCGACCCAAAUGUCGUGUCACCAAACAGGACUGGCAGUGGCAGAGGUCAAAGGUCAGGGGACUCUCUACCAGAUCAGUCGUAUGCAUUCCUCUCUACUGUGAUCUCCAUGUUGGCUCUGUUCCCCAGAAGCAGGCUGCUAUGACAGCCCUGUGUUCUGAGGGGAAACUGUGGCCUGUGUUCAUCCAUGUUGGCUCAGCUGUGCCUGCAGAUGAACUGCAGGAUGUGAGCGGACCCCAGAAAGCUGUGGGAAAACGGUCCUGGCACAUUCACACAGUCACUGUAUUCAUUCCUCACUGGCCUGUUUGGUACUUCUGAAUGCUGUUCUUAAUUAUUUAAUGGAUAUAUUAUUUCCUGGGAAAUAGUUUUUAUUUCAAGGUGCAUUAAAAGUUUCCUUUAUUUUUUUUGUUUUAAGUCGUCCUGUCAGCCGGUUCCGGGGAGGCGGAGCCUGUUCACAUGUCCUGCUCGUGUGUGCAGAGUAUCUGCUGUAUUCCACAGGCAGUCAGGAAGCAGUGCAGCUCUUUUGAUGUCACUUCCUGUGUAGUGGCACCUGUGCUCCACCCUCCGGACUGCUGUGCUGACAGCAGCAGUGUCCCACAUCCCUGUUACAGCAUAACCCUGUAUGUGAUAAUGCAGUCCUUCAUUAAAAACAUAAAACCUA